UAGGCUCAACAACUCUUUUGCCGGGUGGAUAAUUUUUUCACACUAGAAAUUUUUGGAGAAGAUUUACGGGAAGCGUAUUCAAUGGGGAAUAUGUGGAAGUAUUUUAUAUUUAUUUUCUUUGCUAUUCAAGUCUCAGACGCAGUAUUGGAGACCGAUGCUAAUACCCUAGUGUUACUGGACAAUUUGGCCAUUCGUGAAACACAUUCUAUUUUCUUCAAAUCUUUGCAAGAACGGGGUUUUAAACUAGUUUAUAAAUUGGCUGAUGAUUCCGGACUAGUUCUUUCGCGUUAUGGUGAAUAUCUUUACAAGAAUGUUAUUAUCUUUGCACCAAGUGUUGAGGAGUUCGGAGGAGAACUUAGCGUCGAAAAGUUAACCGAAUUCGUUGACGAUGGUGGUAAUGUGUUAGUAGCUGCCAGUGAGCAAUCGGGUGAUGCUUUACGUGAAUUCGCUUCAGAAUGCGGUUUUGAAGUGGACGAAGAGGGCGCAGCUGUUAUUGAUCACUUAAACUAUGACGCGUCUGAUGCUGGUGAUCACACUACUAUUUUAACUGCAGCGCGUAAUCUGAUAGACGCCCCAAUCAUUGUAGGUACUAAAAAGAGCGCUCCUUUAAUUUAUCGAGGUACUGGUCUGCUAGCCGACAAAGAAAAUCCUUUAGUAUUGCAAUUGCUCACUGGUGAAAGUACAGCAUACAGCUAUAAUCCAGAAAAUUCCGUGAAAGAGUACCCACAUGCAGUGGGACGCGAAACAUUACUCAUUGCCGCUUUGCAAGCACGAAAUAAUGCGCGUGUUAUAUUCUCGGGAUCACUACACUUCUUUUCUGAUGAAGCAUUUACCGCACCUGUACAAAAUGCGCAAGAUGGUAUAACCCACAAGCAAGCAAGUAAUCAGGAAGUGGCUACUGCGAUCAGUAGAUGGGUAUUUGGUGAAAGUGGACGACUGCGUGUAUCUACGGUGAGUCAUCACAAGGAGGGAGAAUCACUGCCACCAGAGCAAGCCUACACAAUAACUGAUCCAGUUGUCUAUACAAUAACAAUAGAAGAGUUGGUGGAGGAAAAAUGGCAGCCUUUCAAAGCAAAUGAUGUGCAAUUGGAAUUCGUUCGCAUUGAUCCAUUUAUACGCACUACGCUUAAGCAAAUCAACGGGGGCCGUUAUGAAGCCAAAUUUAAAAUACCUGAUGUAUAUGGAGUGUACCAAUUCAAGGUAAACUACGAUCGAGUUGGUUAUACACACCUUUACAAUACCACCCAAGUAUCGGUGCGUCCACUUGAACACACUGAAUAUGAACGUUUCAUACCAAGCGCAUUUCCGUACUACACUAGUGCUUUUUCCAUGAUGAUUGGUGUGUUUAUAUUCUCAUUUGUAUUCUUACAUUUCAAGGAGGAAGGCAAUGUAGUUUCCACAAGGAGUGGCAAAGGAGAAGAUAAAAAAAUACAAUAAAUAUAAAAGAACUUCUCACAAUGUGGGAAAAAAUAAAAAAUAAAUUUAUUAAUUAUAUAAAAUAAUUUGUUUACACAAAUAAAAACUAUAAUUUCACAUUAAUAUAAAUGAA
This is a messenger RNA of Anastrepha obliqua, 1549 nucleotides long. It is a transcript of the gene Ost48, whose product is annotated as dolichyl-diphosphooligosaccharide--protein glycosyltransferase 48 kDa subunit. Lineage: Eukaryota; Metazoa; Arthropoda; Insecta; Diptera; Tephritidae. The record is from RefSeq and is a predicted model, not a curated record. Gene Ontology annotation, cellular component: endoplasmic reticulum membrane; oligosaccharyltransferase complex. The transcript is spliced from 2 exons. Bases 82 to 1437 code for a protein of 451 amino acids.